This is a messenger RNA of Cucumis sativus (cucumber), 1737 nucleotides long. Its product is annotated as cystinosin homolog. Gene Ontology annotation, biological process: L-cystine transport. NCBI's taxonomy places the organism in Eukaryota, Viridiplantae, Streptophyta, Magnoliopsida, Cucurbitales, Cucurbitaceae. Gene Ontology annotation, cellular component: vacuolar membrane. Gene Ontology annotation, molecular function: L-cystine transmembrane transporter activity. The transcript has 10 exons. The coding region runs from base 112 to 1074 and encodes 320 amino acids. The record is from RefSeq and is a predicted model, not a curated record.
UGAUGAUGUUAGGAAAUGGGAAAAUAUAGUCCAAAAUGAGUCAGACUCAUCACAUAACCACAGCUAGUUAAUGUGUGAGAGAGGGAGAAGAGAAGAUCAGAAGAGAGAGAAAUGAGUUCAUGGAAUUCAAUAUCAAUGGAGAUCCUAUACGGGGUAUUAGGAUGGAUUUCCAUCCUCUGCUGGGCGCUUGCUUCCUAUCCACAGGUCAUUCUAAAUUUCCGACGCAAAAGUGUUGUAGGAUUGAGCUUCGAUUACUUGAUUUUGAAUUUCACCAAACAAUCUUCCUAUUUGAUAUACAACGCUACCCUCUUCUUUAGUACCACAGUUCAGAAGCAGUACUUCGAUAAAUAUGGCUACGAUCAGAUGAUACCGGUGGCUUUGAGCGAUGUCUUUUUCCCCUUCCACUCCAUUAUACUGAUCCUCGUCGUCUCGGUUCAAAUUGUAUUUUUUGAUCGUGGCAGCCAGAAAGUCUCGAAGGCAUCAAUUGCCAUCUUGGUCGCAGUAUGGUUUUUUGCAGGAGCCUGCUUUUUUAUGGCUCUGCCAACCCAUUCAUGGCUUUGGCUUGUCUCCAUAUUCAAUUCGAUUCAAGUUUUUAUGACAUUCAUCAAAUACUCUCCUCAGGCAUUUUUGAACUUCACCAGGAAGAGUACAGUGGGAUUCAGCAUUGGUAAUAUAGUUCUGGACUUCAGUGGAGGAGUGGCAACUUUGGCUCAAAUGAGCGUGCAAUCAGUUGACCAAGGACAGAUUCUUAAGGCUUCUUGGGGAAUGCGGUGUGUUCAAUUUGGCGAGAUCUUUUGGAAGAGAGGAAUCAUAGAAUUUGUAAAGAUUUGGCAAGGGAACCUAAGGAUGUUUCAUCCUUUGUGCCGUUCUUGGGUGAACUUUUUGGGAAACAUAGGGAAGCCCUUGCUAGCUUUGGUCUCUAUAGCGUUUGAUCUGAUUUUCUUCUAUCAACAUUUUGUAUUAUAUCAUAUCAAGGCAUCAAGGGUUUCAUUUCAACGUGACCCUGAAAGCACCGACUCUGAACCAUUAAUUAAGGACUCUGAUCACUUGCAAGGGAUUGGCACAACCAGUUGAGACUUGAUGGUAUUGCCUCCACCUCUUAGCUAUUUUCGUGCCAAUAGGUAUUUACUAUUCUUAUUACCAUGGAGUUCUAGUGCCAACACAAAGGAGGUUCAUUUCUCUUUUGCCUGGUCCAUUUGUUUCCUCUUAGUACUAGUCCCAUCCAUUUUCUUCUGAGCGGCUGAGCCUCUGCUAUUAUAGAGUCAAAUACAGGUGAUAUGACCAUUCUUGAAGCAAGCAGUUAAGAAAUCUCCUUUUAUGCUUUAUGGAACUCGAAGCUGAACAUGCAAAAAAUAUUGAGGAGACUAUAGUUGAUGCAGGGGAGAGCUUGAAGUUGAAGGGUCUUGUUCGAUGGAAGCGCUUGAGCUUUUUAGGGAUACUUUGAAGAAGAUGGCUUAAACAGGGUGGGUUUGGGGAGUCCAUUUGUUCAUACUUGGUCGUGAGUUAUGUAUAAGAAUAGAUUUGACUAUUUUUCACUUGACUGCGUAGUCUGACUACUUUUGUGAAUCGGGCUAAGAAGUUGUUAUAAAGAUGAAAUUGUGUUGGGUUUCUUAGAUGUUUAUUUUCAGCUCACCAAGGCAACAUCGAGAAAGAAGCCUUCAAGAUCAUUAACAAUUGGUAUGUUGUAAUGGUCAUCAUACAUUUAGUGAUAGCAUGCAACUGAGUAAGGAAAUUGAA